AUGCGUUUAUAUAGCAAUAUAGCUUGCAAAUUACAUAUAUUUUUUACUUAUUAUUUUCUUAAUUUAUCUCCAACAUUACUUGUUGCUGUAAGUGUUCAGCGUUAUCUUGCUAUAGCAAAACAUCAUUAUUCAAAAAGACAUUGCACUGUCAAAAAUGCCUACAUGGUUAUUGGUUUAAUAUGUUUAUUUUCCAUUUUUAUUCAAUUACAUUGGGGUAUUUUUUAUGAAAUUAUAUUAGUACCUAAGCAAUCGACAUUAUUAAAUGUUACAGUAUCAUAUAGACGUGUAUGCAAUGUAUCAUUAGAAUAUCCAAAUUAUUUAUGGUUUCGUUCUAAUAUGAUCGGAUAUAUUCAAUGGUUUUUUUUUACAUUAUGUCCAUUUGUAACAAUGUUGAUACUUAAUUCUUUAAUAUUAAAAGUAAUUGCUUCGGCACGACGCAUUCAACAACGUAUUAAUCAAAAAAACCAACGUAAAAAAGCUAAACAGCGAAAUAUGACAAUUAUGCUUCUCUCUGUCUCAUGUGUAUUUAUCUUAUUAACAGCACCAGCAUCAACAUUUAUGGCAUUUGGACAUUUAUUUAAAAACUUACAUGGAAUAAAUUCACAAUCUUUAUGGACUAUGUUCUCAUUAAUUUAUUAUGCAAAUACAGCAGCAAAUUUUCUACUUUAUUUUUUAACAGCUGAUGUUUUUCGGCAAGAACUUCGUGUUAUGAUUUUAUCUUUACCUGGAUGUUCAAAAAUUUUAUCUGAAUAUUGUCCAAAUGAUAGAGCAAAUGCUACACCUCUAGCUGGUAAUGGUGGAGGUGGAACAGGAUUAAUAACAACAGCUAUUGUAGCAAAGACUCAAAUGACUACUUUUCCUUUAAUUGAUCCAACAUCCUAUAAUCAUGACAAACUGAAUAGGAUAAAGAGAAAUGAUUAUUGA
This is a messenger RNA of Rotaria sp. Silwood1, 924 nucleotides long. Lineage: Eukaryota; Metazoa; Rotifera; Eurotatoria; Philodinida; Philodinidae. The record is from the annotation of a GenBank genome assembly.